Messenger RNA from Sodiomyces alkalinus F11, 1047 nucleotides. RefSeq lists its product as hypothetical. The record is from RefSeq and is a predicted model, not a curated record. Bases 1 to 1047 code for a protein of 348 amino acids. NCBI's taxonomy places the organism in Eukaryota, Fungi, Ascomycota, Sordariomycetes, Glomerellales, Plectosphaerellaceae. The transcript has 3 exons.
AUGAUACUGGAUCCCAAGGACUUCCCGCAGAUAUGGCAGAAGCCGUCAAGUGUAGACCUCCUGGAGUGUCUUAAACACUUAGAGCUCAGCCCGCCGAUUUGGAAUCACAAGCGUAGGCGGUCGGAAAUUAUUCAGGAGCAAGAGGCCACUGCUUACACGCGGCGGGAAACGUCGAUGUACCUAUCUACUAUCAUCAAGAGCGGCCUUUCCUGGAUCGAGUCCGAAGAUGAGAAGGAAGCCAUCUGGUCGGAGGCAAGUCGCCGACUGUCGGAGAGAUGUGGGAGAGCAGCCAUGGGCGAAAUCAUCCGUAGAUGGCCAUUCAGAGAAGACGCCCUUUCACCCUCCUUCGAGCUGACCAUCCGCGAACCCCCCCUGACGGGAGAUUCCCUGGGGCUCAAGACGUGGGGCUCAUCCUACGUUCUGGCCCAGCACCUGCCGCGCCUUGGCUCAACAUCUUUGUUCCGCCUGUUCGACGAGUCUCUGGGUCAACCCAGGCCGCCAGUCCUUGAGCUCGGCUCAGGGACCGGUCUCCUGGGCUUAGCUGCGGCGGCUUUGUGGAAAGUCCACGUCGUCCUCAGCGACUUGCCUGAGAUCAUGGCCAAUCUGCGACACAAUGUCGAGACGAACAGCGCCGUCGUUGAGUCCAUGGGUGGCUCGCUUGACUGCGGCGCCCUGACAUGGGGAGGCUCGGAGGACGAGGUCGACCAGGACCUAUUCUCCAAGAAGAACCAGUUCAAGCUUGUCCUCGCGGCUGACCCGCUUUACGAUGACGACCACCCAUUUCUUCUGGCCAGCGCUUUCUCAGAUCAUCUAUCGCUCGAUGAGACCUCGCGUGCUGUAGUCAUGGUACCGCUGCGAGAUGCAGCCACGCAGCGUCUACUCGAGAAGUUUCGAAAUGCCAUGUUCGCAGGCCCGGACGUCCUGACUUGUGUUGAGGAAGGUAUACUCGAUGGGCAAGACGACUGGGACGAGAACGAAGCGUCGAGCAACGUGCAGUGUUGGUGGGGUAUCUUCGUUCGCAGCCAACAUCAAGACAGGGAGGUAUGA